UACUAAUUUAUCAAAUGGAAGAAAAAAUAUAUUGUAGUGUUGUGUUGAUGGGUUUUUUUUAAAGUAAAUAAAAAUUGAUCGUUUAAUAAUAUCUGAUGUAUCCAAUAGUGGUAUGCAUUCCAUUUUUUUAUAGCUUCUAGUCCUAGUGAGUUUGAUUGAUGAUUGGAGUGGGCAGAGGGAAUUUGGUCUUAACAAUGACUGAUACUGAUACUGACUCUUGCUUAGUCCCUUGCCCUUAGUCUCGAGUCUUCAGUUUCAGUCUUGUCUUGUCAGCCUUAUUUGUGAGUUUUCUUGCGUCGCUUUUGCCUCGUGUCUUGUAUCUUUUGACUGUGUCUUCUUAAUCUAGAAUCUGAUGAGCCAUCCAGGCGAGUUUGUAUUUGUACACUAUUCACUAUAUAAUAUAUACUCAGUACUGUAUUAGUGUAUAAAUAAUAUGCUUAAAGUCUGAAGUUAAAGUCAAGUAUAACUUUUACUUGACUUAAACUUUAAACAGAAAGACUAACUUAUUAAGUGUAUAACUUAGUAUAAGUACAACUGGUACUAGGGUAGCCAGAUGAAAAAAAAUAUAAAGGAGGACAUUCAUUGCAUAUAGAAAAGUGUUGUGUUAGUAUAGACUAAAAUACUCUAAUAGUUAAAACUGUAUUCUGUAUUAUUGUGUAUUCUUAAAAUGGUAUUGUAUGGAUGGGCAUUAUGGCUUUCACGGACUCAUCAUCAAGUCUAUCCAGCUCCUUGGUUCACUGAGAGUUUAUCAUUGGAAAAAAAACUCUCCAAGAUCAAGUUUGCAUUUGAGCAGGAAUGCGGAAUUAAAAUUAAAAUUCUCCAAAUUUUCAGUAAAUUCUGAGUAAACAAUAAAUACUGGGGCAAGAUUUUAUCAGUACUGUCUAUUGUUCAUGCAGCCUUUGAUCUUUGAAGAACUUAAUCCCUUUGUCUUCAGAUUUGAUGAAUGACAUGUUUGUGGUUGUAAAAUUGCUCAUACUACCCAUACUCAUACAGUUUCAAUAUGUUUCAUGCCUUCAGUGAUGGCACUUUUUUUUGUUAAAACAAAACACAAAAAUCUAAUCUUUUGAAGCCUCCCCUGCCACUUUUCAGUUGUGUGUCCCCCGCUAUCAAGGCUGAUUUUUUUUUUUUAAUUUGCAUAUGCAAGUUAAUGCAUCUUUAUAUUACCGAAUAAGAGAAAUUUUAUGUAUGUACACAAUGUAGGCCUUUUGACGAAAUUAGUAAAAGUACUAAAUCCAAAGAUUGUUUUGCUUGUCACACACACCGUUGCAAAAAAUUAGAGGCACAAUUAAUCAGCAGUGCUCUACUAACUUCUACAACCAUCAUGCUGUUCACUUGAUAUUAACUAAAUUUUUAAAAUAGGCUUUUCUCAGAACUUUAAAAUCACAAGCAAUUAUAAAUGUUCGGAAUUAGUAUUGACUUUAUAUUUUAAACAUUUAAGAAAUCAUCAUUUUGCAACUCUCACACAUAACAUGUCUAUUUCUAACAGUCUGUUAUACUGCCAGUUCAUAAUGCUAGCCAGUGGAUAUCUGAAUCCUUGGCCUCAGUGUCACAACAAAACUAUCAAGGACCUAUUGAGUUAAGUGUCUAUGAUGAUGCCAGUACGGUAAGUAACUUGGUUUGAUUAAUCCUUUCAUGCACCUUAUUUGAGUCUUCUUUAAGAAGAAAAUGGCUUUAGAAAUCAGGUGCAUACUUUUCUAAAGACCCUUGAAUGUGUAAUUUGCAGUAAUUAUUUGGUAUACUUUUUAGGUGUGCAGGUCUGUCUUAAUGUUUUUGUAGGCCCUGGACCAAUCAAUGCAUUUGGCCACUGCAAUGAACACCCCCAAGUAUAUCUACUGAAGUGCAGUUCAGAUCAAAUUGUCUAGGGCAGAGUUUCCCAAACUUUUAAGUUUCACGGACCGGUAGACAAGUUUCGAAUCUGCACCAGGGACCAGUGCCAGAUUUAUUCAUUACAUUUUCUUUCUAUUUAAACAUCAAUAUUCAUGCUCUCUGGACCGGUAAUGUAAGGCUUGCGGACCAUUGCCGGUCCACGGACCACCGUUUGGGGAACACUGGUCUAGGGGACUACAAUACUGUUAAUAUACUUUACUGACUGAUUAAUACUGGAAUACUAAUAGACUACACUACUAGCAUUCUGAGAAUCAAUCCAAACAUUGAAUUUUCAGCAACUAACCACUAACAUUAGGACCACUAGCACAACACUACUUGCACUCUCCAUGCACCUUCUGUUUUCACUAACUUUCAUACCAUGGUCACACACCACUUUUCCACAUCACAUGUUUAUUGGCCUUUACCUUUCAGCCAAUCACACCACAAGACAUACCAUCACAACUCACUUUUCAAACAUGCUCACAAACCAGAUCUUAGCAGCCACCUGCCUAUUCCAUCACUUUCUAUAAUAAAGAUGUCAAUAUCGAUUAAAUUAAAUAUUUUUUUAUUUUUUAAUAAUUUUUUUUUUUUAAUAUUAUACUAAGGAUAAACCAUAAAUUACAUUUGAACAAUAUAUAAUAAGAUGAUAUUCAAUUGUUAAACCAUAUAGUCUGAGGUGGCUCAGUGUGCAUUACUACUUACAUAUUUUUUAUUAAUGAAUUAUGCAGCAUGGAAAUUGCCAUAUUUAUUUUCAAAGAAUAUCCAUAUCAUUGCCUUGAAAUCAAUAUUUUUUAAAGGUUUCCUUUUUCAUUUACAAUAAUUUACAUGUAUGCAAUUCUGUUCAAACGCUGCCACCCCAUUGUGCUGGGGAGCGUAUGUUUUUUAAUAGUUAUCAGUAGUAUCCGUCUUUGAAAUAAAAGUUCUCUUACAAAGUUGGUCAUCUCAAUGCAGAUGAAGACUUUGAAGACAAAUUCAGCAUUUGGAAAUAUAGCUUUUCAAACUGUACGAAUUUAUUUUGUCUGUAUGUUGUUGACACAGACUUGAUCCAUCACCAGCUACACAUGGCUUAGAUUCUAUUAAUAAAUUGUAACAUUUUUUCAGGAUGAUAGUGGGAGAGUUAUAGAAAGAUGGUGCAAUACUCUUGGUAAUUCAAAGUUUACCCUAAAAAUAUCAGGCCAUGAAGGAAAACCCCAUGGAGGUAAAUAAGUUAUUUUUACCAUAACAAAUUAAACUUUAAGGUUUUAAUAUGUUUAAACAUUUUUUUUGUUGUGGUUACACCAACAUUUCUCUUGUUUACCUAAUUUAUUUUUACCAGUGUUUUUUUAUUUUUUAAAGAAAUCUGCCUUAUGAAAUAUUAACUUAAUGUUGCAUCUUUAUCAAACAAGAGCAGAUAGAGUGUGCAUUUUGUUUAGUGAAGUUGUGUGGCAUCAGGAUCAAGGUUAUUAAUCCGGCUUCUAAAAUAUCAACCACAUUUUUUUUUAAUCUAUCAAUUUAAAACUGAUCUGAACAGUUUUCUCUGACAGAUUUUGUUAAACCUUAGGUAGACUAGUUGUUUUUUUAAGCAGCAUUUCAGAGUUUUGUUUUAUAGGGGGAAAAAAGGGUAGAACAAAUUGAACUAGGAAAUUAGACAACCUCACUAGUCCAUUAUGACAUGAUACAAAUUAGACAACCUCACUGAAUCAUUCUGACAUGGUACAAAUUAGACAACCUCACUGGAUCAUUCUGACAUGAUACAAAUUAGACAACCUCACUGGAUCAUUCUGACAUGGUACAAAUUAGACAACCUCACUGGAUCAUUCUGACAUGAUACAAAUUAGACAACCUCACUGGAUCAUUCUGACAUGGUACAAAUUAGACAACCUCACUGGAUCAUUCUGACAUGAUACAAAUUAGACAACCUCAGUGGAUCAUUCUGACAUGGUACAAAUUAGACAACCUCACUGGAUCAUUCUGACAGGGUACAAAUUAGACAACCUCGGUGGAUCAUUCUGACAUGGACAAAUUAGACAACCUCAGUGGAUCAUUCUGACAUGGUACAAAUUAGACAACCUCAGUGGAUCAUUCUGACAUGGUACAAAUUAGACAACCUCAGUGGAUCAUUCUGACAUGGUACAAAUUAGACAACCUCAGUGGAUCAUUCUGACAUGGUACAAAUUAGACAACCUCAGUGGAUCAUUCUGACAUGGUACAAAUUAGACAACCUCAGUGGAUCAUUCUGACAUGGUACAAAUUAGACAACCUCACAGGACCAUACUAACGUAAUAAAAAUUAGACAACCUCACUGGACCAUACUGACAUAAUAAAAAUUUGACAACCUCACUGGACCAUACUGACAUAAUAAAAAUUUGACAACCUCACUGGACCAUACUGACAUAAUAAAAAUUAGACAACCUCACAGGACCAUACUGACUUAUUACAAAUUCUGCAGCAACAUAAACCAGCUUUUGGUUGUCUUAAAAGCUAUAAUCUUGUGAUUGUUUAUACUGGCAUUUGCUUGUUUUCUUUAGGUUAUAAAUCCAUCUACCCUUCUACUCAUGAUUCUGUAGCUUAUUUUGGGUCUGCCUAGAUAAAUAAAGGUUUCAUUACUGCUGCAGAAAUUCAUCAUGUGGACCUGGACAUCGAACAGCUGGGAACUCCUUGUCAGACAGUUUAGCUGCCCCCCCCCUCCCCCUUUCCUCAUCUAGUGUAUUUGUAGCUUGUGUUGCAGUUUUAAAAAAAGCCUACAAUAAAUGUUUUUUUGUGUUUCAACUUCUGCUUGUCUUAAUGAUAAUGUGGCACCGUAUAUAUGAGAUGACAUUUUUUAAAAGAGACUUGGUGUAUUUCAGUGGGAUUUGCCAAAAACCAGGCCAUUGCCCAAAGCACAGGAGAGUACCUUUGUUUUUUGGAUGCAGUAAGUCUCUCUUGUUUCUUAUAAAUAGUGGAACCAGGUAUGUUUAGGCUUGAAAAAAAAAAAAAGACAGAACAUAUCAAUUAAGAGUAAAAUAUCCUUCAUUCAAGCCUCUAGAAAAGGAAACUCAAAUUCUAUUUAUUUUUUUUUUACAAAUAACAAUUAAUGUCACUUUUUGUUAUUCAGUUAUGUACUUAAGGAUAAAAUUAUUGAUUAUAAAUAACAGUAAAGAUUAGACAUGAUAGCGGAUUUAAUUGAAUAUUUAAGGAUGAUGUCAUGCAUCCAGACAGAAUAAAAAACCAGCUGGAACUGGCCCAGAUGUCUAAACAAGCUGUAAGUUUUUUCAAUAUUUUAACUAACAGCUAACAUUAGGACUACUGGCACUAAGCGACUUGCACUCUUUCUGCACUUUCUGUUUUCACUAACUUUCAUCCUGUGGUCACACACCAUUUAUCCACCUCACAUGUUUAUUGGCCUUUACUUUUCAGUCAAUUGCACCUCAAGACAUACCAUCACAACCUCUCAUAGCUUGACAGUGACCUGUUAUUUUUUCUUUCUGACAAAUUGUCUAUUUCUUCUGUCGAAGGCGCUAAUCACCUUUCUUAAUUAAAUAAAAAGAUACCUUUACUUUAAUCCUGUGGGUCGUGACCCCUUUGAAAACACAUAUACUCUACAGUUAUAAAGUAUCAACGAAAAUAAUUUUGUGGUUGGGGGUCGCCAUAACACGAGGAACACUAUUAAAGUGUUGCAGAUUUAGAAAGGUUGAGAACCACUGCUUUAAUCGUAUUAAAUCCUAAAAUUACCUUUAAAAGAUUAUGAGCUGAAGCUCAUUUCUCUACCCAUCAAGAGCAGAUGGUACGGUACACCUUACUACUUUUAAAAUGUACAAAUGUAUGCACACAUUUAAUCCUAUCAUUAAGUCUUUUGUAAAUCUGUGUCGUGUCUUGCAUCAGAUUGUGGGCUGCAAAUUUCACAGAGAACCUGCUGAUUCCACACAGCGUUUCACAAACUGGGCAAAUAAUCUGAGUGAAGAUCAGCUCUACACACAGGUAAUCUAAUAUUUACCCAAUCACGUCCCCACGUCAUUCAUCUGGCUUCGGGUUCCCUCUCUUCUUUUAGCUUCAAAAACCACUCUGGCUUCUUUUUCUAACGAUUUAAAUUUUUUAAGGUUUCUUUUUUUUUCAAAGUGAAAUUCCUCUUUAUCAUUAAGGCGAUUGAAAGCUGCCAUGUUUACACACCAUUUAUUUUCUGGCUAAUUUGCCACCAUGUUGCCACAAAAUUAAUACCAAAAGCCACCAGUUCCUUAUCACUGAGAUAAUUUUACUGUGGAAACCAUCACUUCAUUUUAAGAUACAGAUACCAGAAGUGUGAUGUAAAGGUGGUAACAGUUUCAAAUCAAGAAACGAUGUCAACAAAUUUCUUGGUUAUGUUUUAUAUGUUUCAGGUGUUGCCAUCAUUUAUGUUUUAUUUGUUACCAUCAUUGAUGGUUUAUUUUUGUCAGUUGUUACAUCAUUGAUGUUUUAUGUGUUUCAGUUGUUACAUCAUUGAUUUUUUAUGUGUUUUAUUUGUUACCAUCAUUUAUGUUUUUAUUGUGUCAGUUGUUACAUCAUUGAUGUUUUAUGUGUGUCAGUUGUUACAUCAUUGAUGUUUUAUGUGUGUCAGUUGUUACAUCAUUGAUGUUUUAUGUGUGUCAGUUGUUACAUCAUUGAUGUUUUAUUUGUUACCAUCAUUUAUGUUUUUAUUGUGUCAGUUGUUACCAUCAUUGAUGUUUUAUAAGUUUCAGAUACUUACCUUACCAUAAUUCAUGUAAGAAUGACAUCAUUUGCAGGUGUACAUGUCUCAUGGACCAACUGUGAUAAUGCCCACAUGGUUUUGUCAUCGCAAUGUCAUUCAAGCAGUCGGAGGCUUUGAUGAAAGUGGAAAGGUAGAUUCUCCACAGAUAAGUGAUUGUUGGUUUUUCCAACUAACGAUAGAUUUGGUACUGAAAGUUUGUUUUGCAUUAAGAAUUGUAAUUAUACCAUAGAUUAUUGAUGAAUUUCUAUUAUAAAAUUUAUUUGCACAGGGAACCCCUGAAGAUUUGAUCUUUUUCUUCAAACACUUGAUGCUUGGAGGCAAAGUUUUGAGGUCAAACACGGAUUUGUUAAUGUACAGAUAUCACCCACAGGCUGAAACAUUCUCCAUAGCCGAGUAAGUUUAUUAUAUUUAUUUUAGGAACUAAACCUAUCUUCAUUUUAUUGAUUUGUUUUUUGGGUGUUUUCAAUCCUCCCCCUUCCCCCCCCCCUCCCCAUCCCUUAAAUCUAUACUGAUAUUAAUGCUUGACCACAGAGCAACAAUAUGGAAUUUAAGAGUCAAGUUUUUGGAGAGUCAAAUACUGAACAGUUGGGAAUCGUUCGCCAUAUGGAAUGCAGGGAAGCAGGGUAGAAAACUUUUCCGAAGUCUUUCUUCUGUAAACAGAAAGAAGGUAGGUAUUUUUAGCGGGGUUUUAAUUUUGUCUCAGUAUAUUUCAGCCGGAAAAGCAAUAAUGAUCAUUUUUAGUUUACUUUGGUUAUCCAUUUCAUCUUCUCAUUCAUCGGAGCUAAUCAAAUUUUCUUCCACUUAUUAUUUCCCUCUUAAAUUGUGGCCCCUUGUUUAUCUUGCACUCCUAAAUUUGAUUUGCCCUUUUCAGGUAUCCAUGUUUUGUGAUGUUGACAGCAAGAAAAUUGACAAAAAGUUUUACACCUAUGAAGUUAGUAAGGUCAGUAAACAAAUGUUCAUAACAUUGUAAAGAAAAGUCUCACUCCAGUCUAAUAUUGUAUUUUAAAAUAUCAUGAGCUCUAUUGAUUCUAUUUGCUACUACGCUAGUGAUAAUGGUUACUCUUGUAUCAUCAUUAUAAUAUAUUAAUACACUCUCAAGUUUUCAAGAAAAAAUUUCUUGUGAAUGGUGUAUAGAGUCUAACAUUAGAAUACAAUAACACAUUUUAAUUCUGUUAUUUUGGUUCUACCUGAGAUUUUGGUUCUACCUGAGAUUUUGGUUCUGUCUGAGAUUUUGGUUCUACCUGAGAUUUUGGUUCUAUCUGAGAUUUUGGUUCAACCUGAGAUUUUGGUUCUAUCUGAGAUUUUGGUUCUACCUGAGAUUUUGGUUCUAUCUGACAUGAUUAAUUCAAUUUUUAGUCAAGUGUUCAGCUUAACAUUUGGUUUCUGUCUGAUUUUUUUUAGGGCCAGUGAUACAGAUGGUUUAGGGGGGGNUCCAGUCAUCUUGUGUAUUAAAUUGGUGAAAACAAAAACAAAUCCUAUAAUUAGUUGCACGCAAAUAAUAUUUACAUAAAUUAUGUGCUGUACAUAUUAAGCAAUGAAAAUUGUUUCCUUAUAAGGAACUUCUUUUUCUUUUUUUUUCUCCUUCAUCUUUUCACAAAAACCAGGAAGUUCCAAAGCCUAAAGUAGCCAUUGUCCAUUCACACAAGUGAGACCUCCAGUCAUCUUGUGUAUUAAAUUGGUGAAAACAAAAACAAAUCCUAUAAUUAGUUGCACGCAAAUAAUAUUUACAUAAAUUAUGUGCUGUACAUAUUAAGCAAUGAAAAUUGUUUCCUUAUAAGGAACUUCUUUUUCUUUUUUUUUCUCCUUCAUCUUUUCACAAAAACCAGGAAGUUCCAAAGCCUAAAGUAGCCAUUGUCCAUUUCACACAAGUGAGACCUCCAGUCAUCUUGUGUAUUAAAUUGGUGAGUCAUCCAUAGGGAUAGAUGCCCAAUAUCCUACAGUGUAGUAUCAUUGAUUAUAAUAUCCCGAACAACCAUUGCAGAAACUGUGCUGGUGCAUCUCUGGAGAGAUGGUUUGGUCAUGUCUGUAGGUCGUAUGGUUUGGUCAUGUCUGUAGGUCAUAUGGUUUGGUCAUGUCUGUAGGUCGAAUGGAUGCCAGCAACUUUUAGAUUGGACUGUACAGAGAAACUAAACCAUGGAUUACUCAAAAAGACUUAGCGAUGAAUCAGAGCUGUUUGCAUAGGCCCUGAAACUCCCGCUUCGGAUAUUUAAGGGCCCCAAUUUGUGAUGUGAAAAAAGCAAAAAAUGGCAGCGGGCCUCCCAAAGUCAAGUUAUGGGCUUUCUGAAGAACCUGGAGGCAGACUAUAGACAAAAGCACUAAUUAGCAUCAAUGAUGUUCCAUGACAUUUGACAUAAUUUAAUUGAUUUUAAACUGUACCAUGUAAUUUUUAUGGAUUAUAAUAAGCCUAUGACACCAUUGGGGUAAUUGUGGGUUAUAAUAAGCGUAUAACACCAUUGGGGUAAUUGUGGGUUAUGAUAAGCAUAUAACACCAUUGGGGUAAUUGUGGGUUAUGAUAAGCAUAUAACACCAUUGGGGUAAUUGUGGGUUAUGAUAAGCCUAUAACACCAUUCGGGUAAUUGUGGGUUAUGAUAAGCCUAUAACACCAUUCGGGUAAUUGUGGGUUAUGAUAAGCCUAUAACACCAUUCGGGUAAUUGUGGGUUAUGAUAAGCCUAUAACACCAUUCGGGUAAUUGUGGGUUAUGAUAACAGACUUCUUUACUCUAACAAUUUUGGCAGCGUACAAUGUAUGAUUUUGAGAUGUAUACAUUUUAUAUACUGUAUGUUUAUUUUUUACUCUUAAGAUAAUGUAUUGAACGAUUUUGUGAUGAUAUUGUACGAUUUUAAGAGUUUGAAGGUCAACAGGUCUGUAAUAAGCCUAUAACACCAUUUGGGUAAUUGUGAGUUAUAAUAAGCCUAUAACACCAUUGGGGUAAUUGAUGGUUAUGAUAAGCCUAUAACACCAUUGGGGUAAUUGUGGGUUAUAAUAAGCCUACAACACCAUUGGGGUAAUUGUGGGAUAUGAUAAGCCUAUAACACCAUUGGGGUAAUUGUGGGUUAUAAUAAGCCUACAACACCAUUGGGGUGGUAAUUGUGGGUUAUAAUAAGCCAAUAACACCAUUGGGGUAAUUGUGGGUUUCGAUAAGUCCAUAACACAAUUGGGGUACUUGUGGGUUAAUGUCACAGCUAUUGUUUGUACACUUAGCGCACAUUUGCUAACCUGUCCCAAAUAAAGAGGCAGAUUUAAAUAAGACAAAAUCUGAUUUAUUUCUUAACUGAAGCUAAAGUCAUGUUCAGUCAGUCAUGGUCAUUAUAUAUUAUGGCUCAUAGUAUAGUUGAUAAAUCUCAAGGUUAAUUUCAAACAAACUCACGGGGCGUUUUUUUUCUUCACAAUUUUAUUUCACAGAAUUUAUCUGGCAACUUUGAUCAGAAUCUGAGAAGUUUGCGCUUUAAAGAAGGACGUGAUUUCAUCCACUUCAACUAGUUCAAUAAACUGUUACCUAAUUUUCACA
This is a messenger RNA of Lymnaea stagnalis (great pond snail), 10056 nucleotides long. The record is from the annotation of a GenBank genome assembly. NCBI's taxonomy places the organism in Eukaryota, Metazoa, Mollusca, Gastropoda, Lymnaeidae.